Molecule: messenger RNA, 1569 nt
Organism: Strongylocentrotus purpuratus (purple sea urchin)
Lineage: Eukaryota; Metazoa; Echinodermata; Echinoidea; Camarodonta; Strongylocentrotidae
Product: deleted in malignant brain tumors 1 protein-like
Exons: 6
Coding region: 1-1569 (522 amino acids)
Cellular component (GO): membrane
Source: RefSeq, a predicted model, not a curated record
AUGCUGGGGUUCGACGGUGCUCUAGACGCGCCACGAUCGGCUAGGUUUGGUCAGGGUUCUGGUGACAUUCUUUACAUCGAUUGUUUUGGAUCAGAAGACAGCCUGUCAGACUGUUUAACUUGGGUUGACUCUUCCUGUGAGCAUCACAUGGAUAUAGGUGCCGUGUGUUACUCAGGAGCCAACCCUGAGCCAUUUCAAGUUCGUCUUGUCGGUGGGUCUCACAAUGCUGAAGGCAGAGUAGAAGUACUGCACGGUGGAUCAUGGGGAACUAUCUGUGAUGACAGCUGGGAUCUGAGAGAUGCGAGGGUGGUUUGUAGAAUGCUGGGGUUUGAUGGAGCCUUGGAUGCACCAGGAUCUGCUAGGUUUGGUCAGGGCUCUGGUCGUAUUCUCCUGACCUAUGUCAACUGUGGCGGAACAGAAAACAACCUAGCUGACUGUGCUCACCCAGGGAUUGGAGAUUACAAUUACUGUGCUCAUAGUCGCGAUACCGGCGUCAUUUGUUAUUCAGGAGUUCGUCUUGUCGGUGGGUCUAACGAUGCUGAAGGCAGAGUAGAAGUACUGAACGAUGGAUCCUGGGGAACCAUCUGCGAUACUUGGUGGGAUCUGAGAGACGCGAGGGUGGUGUGCAGAAUGCUGGGGUUUGAUGGAGCCUUAGACGCACCGAAAUCUGCCAGGUUUGGUCAAGGCUCUGGUCGCUUUCUCCUGAACUUAGUUAACUGUGAUGGAACAGAAGACAACCUAGUCGACUGUGCUCAUUCAGGGAUUGGAGAUUACUAUUACUUGGGUCAUUGUCGCGAUGCCGGCGUCAUUUGUUAUUCAGGAGCUCAUCCAAACUCUGAGGGAGUACGACUCAUGGGUGGAUCUAACAGUUCUGAAGGUAGAGUGGAGAUCAGAUACAACGGCACCUGGGGAACGGUCUGCGACGAUGGCUGGGAUUUGAAAGAUGCAAAGGUCGUAUGCAGAAUGCUGGGAUUUGGCGACGCCUCAGCUGCAUCAGGUGCAGCCCAGUUUGGCGAGGGGUCCGAUGAAGUCCUUCUGUCUCUUGCCGGGUGCGAUGGAACGGAAGACAAUCUUGCGGACUGCGCACAUUUAGGGUUUGGAGUCCACAACUGUCAUCACGACGAAGACGCUGGGGUCACGUGCCUCUUAGGAGGAAUAGUUCCUAUAGAAAUGAACAAUAUUCAAGGACCAGGUACACAACCAACGGGGCAUGACCGAGGAGCUCUUCCCCUCAUCCCAACCAUCACAGCUAACCCAUCUAUUCAACAUUCACCCGUUCCGUCCCACGUCGCCCAAACCAAUUGCCGUAUGGCUCAGGGAAUCCAGGACCGGAUUCCGCUUCAGUCACUCGUGUCUCCUGUGGAUGAUACCAUCGAGAGAGAUCAGAACAGGACCAUGGGAGCCAGGUCCAACGCUUGUACAAAGGUCAAAACGGUUCCGCUGAAUCCCGAUGUUGCGUAUGCUGUAGUAAACAAAAAGCCGCGAUCAGGAAAAUGCCGGGCAGACAAACACAAACUAGAUCUAGAAGCCUCGUCAGCUUUGGUAAGUAGUAUCACUAUUACUAACUAA